UAAUGAAACCAGUGAGAUGAUAAAAAUCCCAACAAAUUGGAUAAAAAAUUACAAGAAGAAAAAAAUAUGAUAAAAUUGCAAAUAAUAAUAGAAUAAUUUUAUUAGUUAUAUUGUAAAAAAUUAGCAAAAAAAAAAAAAAAUGGAGAGAAAUAAAUUUAUUUUAUUCUUGAUUGUGAUGAUAAUUGGAAUGAUUGUAGUUGAAGGAAGUAAUAGAACUUUUUAUUCAAAACGUAUAAUAAAAAAAAAAUUAACAUCAAAGACCAUAAAGAAAGAUUUGAAAACUUUGAAAAAGCAAGAAGGUGCUCUCAAACUUGUGGACGGAGAUAGAGGCAUAUUCGAAGGUAAUGUUGAGAUUCUUCAUAAUGGAAAAUGGGGAAAUAUUUGUGAUGAUGAAUGGGACGAAUUGGAAGCAAAAGUCGUUUGCAGACAAUUGGGCUUUGAUAGAGCUUUAAGGCCCACUACAAAUGGUCAUUUUGGACAGGCAAGAAGAAGGUUUUGGAUGGAUAAUUUAUAUUGCGAUGGAACAGAAGAGGAAUUGUCACAAUGUCGAUUUGAUGGAUGGAGUAAGACUGAUUGUAAAAGUGGAGAAGCGGCAGGUGUUAUCUGUAUGAAUGACAAAGGGGAAAUUGCGUCAGAGACAACUUUGAAUUUUGUCCAAUUACCUAAGAUGAAAAUUAAGGAUCUUCAUCAGCGAGGGAUGGCCAUUCGAUUAACUGGAGGUAGUUCACCCAACGAGGGAAGAAUUGAAAUUAACUUGGGAAAUCCAGAAGGCUGGGGUGUUGUUUGUGGAGAUGGAUGGUCUCUUUUGGAAGCUGGUAUGAUUUGUCGUCAGCUUGGACUUGGUUACGCAGCAGAGGCAAUUGAGAAAAAUUUUUUUGGGGGACGACAAUUUCCAAUGGUCCUCAGUGGCAUUGAAUGUCAAGGAAAUGAAAGAAAUUUAGCUGAAUGCCUACACGACAAGGUUGUAGAUUGUCCAGGUCCAGGAGAGAAUGUGGCAGGUGUUGUUUGCACACGAGAAAUAGCAGAUCUCGUUUUUGAUCAUAUUGAAUUGAUGAGAACAGCUCAUUUGGAGGACAGACCUCUUUAUUGGUUGCAAUGUGCAAUGGAGGAAAAUUGUGUUGCAUCGCGUGCAUAUAAAAUACAACGCGAAUCAAAUACAUGGCAUUUGGAAACAAGACGAUUAUUACGUUUCACAGCGAGAACAUUAAAUGCUGGUACAGCUGAUUUUCGACCAUCAAUACCAAAACAUCUUUGGGAAUGGCACAUGUGUCACAUGCAUUAUCACUCAAUGGAGGUGUUUGCGACCUUUGAUAUAAUUGACUCUCAUGGUAGACGAGUUGCGGAGGGUCAUAAAGCAUCCUUUUGUCUCGAAGACAAUCAAUGUAUGCCAGGGGUUCAACAAAAAUAUAAAUGUGCAAACUAUGGCGAUCAAGGAGUAUCAGUGAAUUGCAGUGAUGUUUACAAGUAUAAUAUUGACUGUCAGUGGGUUGAUAUUACUGAAUUGGAACCUGGAGUUUAUACUUUCAAGGUUGCUGUCAAUCCUGAAUUUAAAGUGGGUGAAAUGUCGUUCGACAAUAAUGCCGCUGUUUGCCAACUUCUCUACACCGAAACCUUUGCUUCUGUUCACAGUUGCGUUAUGGCUCGGCCCUAGUUUAAUUAUUUUAAUUUAAUUAUAAUAAUUAUAAAUAUUCACUAAUUCAAAUAUAUAUAUAUAUAAUUUAAUAAAAUAAAAUAUAUCACUGAAACGAGCGCUCGUUAGAAAAUGCUUUAACAAUAUUU
Messenger RNA from Leptopilina boulardi, 1779 nucleotides. RefSeq names its product lysyl oxidase homolog 3A (gene Loxl2). Gene Ontology annotation, molecular function: protein-lysine 6-oxidase activity; copper ion binding. Gene Ontology annotation, biological process: peptidyl-lysine oxidation. Lineage: Eukaryota; Metazoa; Arthropoda; Insecta; Hymenoptera; Figitidae. Gene Ontology annotation, cellular component: membrane. The transcript is spliced from 8 exons. Bases 140 to 1651 code for a protein of 503 amino acids. The record is from RefSeq and is a predicted model, not a curated record.